This is a messenger RNA of Tetrapisispora phaffii CBS 4417, 351 nucleotides long. It is a transcript of the gene COX19, whose product is annotated as Cox19p. Lineage: Eukaryota; Fungi; Ascomycota; Saccharomycetes; Saccharomycetales; Saccharomycetaceae. The transcript has a single exon. The record is from RefSeq and is a predicted model, not a curated record. Gene Ontology annotation, cellular component: mitochondrial intermembrane space. Gene Ontology annotation, biological process: mitochondrial respiratory chain complex IV assembly. Bases 1 to 351 code for a protein of 116 amino acids.
AUGAGUGGUAAUCCAGGUGGCUCGACGUUCAGACUGUCGCCAACUCCACCAGAGAGAGGUUCAUUCCCAUUGGACCAUGACGGUGAAUGCACGAAUGAAAUGAUUGCAUACAUGAACUGUAUCAAGUUAGUUAAAGGCGAAAACGGUGCCGUUAACUGCCGUAUAAAAGCACGUGACUAUCUGAAAUGCAGAAUGGAUCAUGGAUUAAUGGAACGUGACGAUUUCAAGCACUUGGGACUUCCAGAGCCACGAGGCGCUGCCGCUGCCGCUGCCGCCACCACCAGUGAUGGCGAUGGCACUGGAGCCACAAAGAAUGCGCCACCGACAGGCAAGAAGUUCGGUGAGCCGUAA